Molecule: messenger RNA, 4289 nt
Organism: Exophiala dermatitidis NIH/UT8656
Lineage: Eukaryota; Fungi; Ascomycota; Eurotiomycetes; Chaetothyriales; Herpotrichiellaceae
Exons: 3
Coding region: 200-3010 (936 amino acids)
Biological process (GO): microtubule cytoskeleton organization; mitotic spindle midzone assembly
Cellular component (GO): cytoplasm; mitotic spindle midzone; spindle
Molecular function (GO): microtubule binding
Source: RefSeq, a predicted model, not a curated record
CACUCGUACGUGAUUCGACCGACGCCGCGACCACUUGGUGACCAUAUUCUGUCCAUGUCCUUUCCCUUGUGUCUUCUUCGAACCCGAAGCUGCCAGUUCAGUCACGGUCUGUCUGUCUCUGUCACGGCGGUCGAACCUUGCUUCUGAGAGAAACUUCAUCAACUGUCCAGCUCGGCCGCGAGCGCCGCCCAUCGCCGAAAUGCCUGCGCCAAUGGACACGAGCUAUCUAACUACCCAGGUCACGACGAUUAUAGGCCAAUUGCAUACCAUCUUCGACGAGAUUGGCGUGCCGCGCAAUGAACGAGAAUCCCGAGAGACAGAGCUGUUUGCAGCGUUGUCCGAGACUUUGCAUAACCAGCUACGCCUGGUAAACAAUGAGAAAACCGAAAUGACCGAAGAAGCGCAAAACAUCAUCAAGACCAUUAAACAAAUGGAAGCAUCGCUGGACGAUGAAAAGGACAGAGGCUAUGACCUAGACACUACCGGCUUGCGCGUCACAUACCCGCUCAUCGAUUGUCUACGCGACCUCAAGGAGAAAUACAACGUCGUUAGCAGAUUACACCGCGAACGUUUCGAGCAAGUCAAGAAACUCGUGCAGGCUCUCGAGUCCUACUCUUCACAUCUCGAGUCGUCCUUCGUCAAAAUCCGGUUACCGCCGACAUCCUCCACCACCUGCCCACCAAACUUUGACCUUUCUCCAUCAUAUGUCGCAACCCUCGACGAUGAGUUCUCUAGAGUCUAUGACGAAUACAACAGACGAGUCGUCGUCGUCCAACAAACUGCAGAAGAAAUCGUGAGACUGUGGUCAGAAUUGGGGAUCCCACAAGCACAGACGGACUCGAUGAUUGUACAGAAUUAUCGCGACUCUCCAGAACAAUUAGGUCUUCAUCAAGCUGACAUGGAUCGUCUCCGAAGUCGGCGUGACAAGUUGCUUGAUGAAAAAAAGAGUCGCGAAAAGAGGUUGGCGGACCUGAAGAAGAACAUUGAGACGCUGUGGGACCGGCUCGGGAUAGAAGAGGCGGACAGAAAAGCGUUUCUGGCUGCUAACCGCGGCUGUGGCUUACGAACCAUCAACGAGUUCGAAGACGAACUGGCGCGACUGAAUGAGCUAAAGAGACAGAAUCUUCAUCUGUUUGUUGAGGACGCGCGGGUCAGGCUUCAAGAGCUUUGGGACGCUCUGUACUUUUCGGAGGAGGAGAUGCUCGAUUUCACCCCAGCCUUUUCGGACGUGUACAGCGACGCUCUGCUGUCCGCUCACGAGGCGGAAAUCGAGAGAUUAACGACUCUCAAAGAACAGCGAGCCCCGACAUUAGCAGCCGUCGAGAAGUACAGAUCUCUAAUUGCCGACCGUGAUGCCUUGGCGGCGUCUGCCAGCGACGCGUCCAGAUUGCUGCUCAAGCCGCAAAAGGGAGAGAAGCGCGAUCCUGGUAAACUACUCAGAGAAGAGAAGAUGAGAAAACGGAUAGCCAAAGAACUGCCAAAAGUCACUGCGGAGUUGAAGAAGGUGUUGCAAAAGUACGAGGAUGAAUAUGGUCGACCAUUUUUGGUGCACGGUGAAAGAUUUCUCGACGAGCUCGAAGAAGCCGAAGUCAAAGCACCUCCAGCACGAUCCAAGACGCCGAAUGGCCUACCGCCGAGAUCAAAGACUCCUGCGCAGUCUGCCAAACCGGCAGUUAGCGCCUCAAAGCCCGCUUCAUCUGCUCGACCGCAAAGCGUGAUGAGAGCAGCUCCGCCUCGGUCAACCACGAAGACACCCACAGCCACGGCUGGGACGAGCAGACAACAACACGGAGCAUCUGUUUCGACGGCCGCGGCGUCACAUCCCCAGACAAGGUCUCCUUCCAAGAUACCGGCUCGCGUGCCAUUGGGUAAUUUGAAACAUGGUAGCAAUUCGCCUGAACGACGUCCUGCCCAGCAUCAAGCAUCGUCAUCGCGCAACAACAUUCCCCAGGAACCGGUGCAGCAAAACUUCUCGCAAAGUGUUAGAACAAUGGGACCCCCUCGGGCCCCUCCGCCCAAGAUGAGAGAUCUUUUUGUUGCCCCUGAGUCGAGUCAAGGUACUGGGACAAUGAUGACGGGUUCUUCUUCUUCUCAAUCGCAGCAUCCUGCAGUACCACCUUCUUCCACCCGACCCACCAGCACCAUAUCCUCGGGAUCGAACGAGAGCGGUCGCUAUGUCCGGCCUAUAAGUCCUGAAGACGUGUAUGACGAUCGAGAAAGAAUGUCAUACAUGUCGGCAUCUUUGAUAAAUCGUGACAGACAGCAGCAGCAACAACAAUAUCACCAGCCCGACUCUUACUUUUCGCAUCCACCCUCUCAAACGAGCGGAUCAAUACGCAAUGGUUUUGAUCGUAGCACAACCACUCGUCCUCCUCAUCCUUCAGCACCACCUUCAGCAGCCAUGUCUGUCACGUCUAGACAGACGUCGAACACGUCAUCAAAUCUGACCACUGGCACGACAGCCAGCGGGAGCGAAAACUGGGAAACCUAUUCGGACGGUUCGGAAAUGGAACCUGAACGAGACGUCCGCAAUACUUACUAUUCCAAAAUGCAAGCCAGCGCCGGUGCAGGUGGGACGACGACGAAUGCGCUGGGGAUGGGCACUGGCUUGAAUGGCAACUUGAAGAGACCCAUGACAGCAGGUAAAGAUGCGUUGGGAACCUCUUCUGCUGCUGGACAUACACAUGGACAUACACAUGGCCAUGGACAAAUGGGACCUCCGCCUGCUAAGAUCAGAGUGAAUGCUCAUUCGCAUAGCCAGAGCCAGCAUCACGCCGAGGACAACGAGCGACACCAUCACCACCACCCUCAAUUGCAUCACCAUCAGAAACAACAGCUCCAUGCAGCUGCAGCACAUUACCACGGCCCGCCGUCUCAGUAUGAGCGGUUUCGAGAGAUGUCGGAUGAGAACGUUGACACCAGUGUUGGUGUUGGUGUUGGUGCUGGCACAAGCGUCCGAGUUGAAGGCAGCGAUGCGGCUUGGAGCACGGAGCUGGAAGAGACAUAUUGAUUGUCGAACUUACUACUUACUGUACCCACUCCACUGGCGGUUUCUCUGGCUCAAAAAGGGCGGGUGGUGUCUCUGACGUCUCUCUCGGAGCCUUGUAGACUCGAUCCGCUUGCUUCGAUAACUAUCAGGUCCGUUGGUUGAUAUUGUAUGCUUUUUGAGGCUGUUUGUGUUCUUGCUUGUCUGGGUGGCGCGGCUUGGAUUCGGGUUGUCUUCUACAGGUCACUACGUGGACUUGCCUGCAGUGUUCGGGCUCUGUAUUCAUUUGCAAUGCAAGGCGAAAAAAAGGAAGGGUGACGGACCGGGACGGUGUUGACUUUGACAGUAAAGAGCAGAGCAGAGAUGACUUGUUUUCUUUUUUUGGGCUUUCUGUCUUCGAAAGACUCGAGGUACUACUGUACUACCAGUACUGUACUGUACUUUAGGUACCUUACUUGGAACGUGAUAACGACUACUACUACUACUUACUUACUUAGUUUAUUGCCCUUUUUCUGCAACUCAACUUUUAUUCGAUUCGUUCAUUCGGUGGUCUGUGAUAUUGCUUUAGCUUUUGUGUAAACCUCAGACGCCGAGCUUGCUAAUUCUGACGCCCAUGCCGAUGCCGACAGCUGCAACUGUACAUAUGUAUACCGAAUUUGACAUGUCCAUUUUUGCGAUUUUUCGACCAGGCAGUCCCAAAUCGCCAAACAAACAGGAGACCACAAAGGGCCCAAGUACAACCAAUGCGGUGCCCUUGAUUUCCUCCCAAAACCGCUUUUCGACAUCGAACCCAAACAUUUCAACAGCACGAACCGGGUCCAUCCAGCAUCGUACCCAGGUUCCAUUGCUGUCGCGAGUGGGCCCACCAGACCCAAUUACCUGCGCCGAAAAGUCACGGGUCUGCUCGCCAAAGAUGGUGGCCGGGUUGAACUUGGGGAAAUUGGCAUGGAUGAAGAAGGGCUUGACGGCUUGAUUAUUGCCUGUACUUUUGGUGACUGUCUUCUGAUGAUGCUCGUUCCAUCUGUCCUGGGCAAUAGCAUAAUCGGGUCUAGGGUCGUGUUGGGCCAUGGCACUUCCGAUGAAAUUGCCCGAGGAGUCAAUCCGACCCAGAGCCUUGACAGGUUCAAAGACGGGAUAGAAGGGUUCGUUGACAGCCGUGGCAGCCCAGGCAAAGGUCUCCUUGUCUCCCUCGCCAGGAGCGCCCUGGGAAAGCAAGGGGUAAUAAUAAUUGGGACCAUAGAAAUUGUAAUAAGUUGCCAACAUCAGUCCCAGACUGUGCUUGGACUUUGAAAACAUCAGCUCG